UUACAUUUUCAAAUGUGUUUUCUGAUGAUCCUGAUGAAGAGUACAAGCUAGAACUUGUUGAGCUAACAAUACAUUAUUCUCUAAGUGUUAACUCUCAGACUUUUUCCUGUUCUAAGUGCACCUUGGAAGAAGUACCAGAGGAAGCGGUCAUAGUGCUAUGCUGCAGCCAUAGAUGAAGACCACCAUGGAUACCAGAGCUUGUAUCAGAAGGGAGUACUUUGCCAUCUUCUUCUUUCUGGCUGCGGCUGUCUCCAUCAUUGUGUUACAUAACAUGGAAGUUCUGGAGACCACCUGCCAGAUUCAGCAUAAAGUGAACUCCACCACCAUCAUUGCCCCGAGAGUUUCCACUGUCCCUGACGUGCAUCGCAGCUUCUGCACCUUCCAGCCACUGUCUCCUAACGACGCUCUGGAGGAACGCCUCCUACUGGACUCCAUUGCUUGGCCUAAAACUCCAGUAUUGCCAGCUCCUCUUUCCCUGGAGAAGACCAGUGAUCCAGCUCACAGCUCCUUCACCAUUCUCCCAAGGAGGGGAGGAGGACAGUGGCACGUAGGGGAUCAGCUGGAGGUUAAGAUCAAUAUGUCUGAUUUCCAGGGCCGUCCCAAGAAGUCUGGAGGGGACUUCUUACUCGCCCGACUGCACAACCAGAAGCUUGGUGCAGGUGUGGUUGGGCAAGUGGUGGAUCAUCUGAAUGGCAGCUACUCUGCUGUAUUCUCUUUACCCUGGGAAGGAGAUGCGCAGGUUGAGGUGACGCUGGUUCACCCUAGUGAGGCUGUCCCAGUGCUGAACCGGCUAAACGGCGAACAGCCUGACAGGAUUUACUUUAAGAGCCUCUUCCGCUCUGGCUCAAUCUCUGAAACUACCAUCUGUAACGUCUGCCUACGUCCAACCCAGCCGCUGUGCAACUACACUGACCUCCGUACAGGCGAGCCUUGGUUCUGCUACAAGCCAAAGAAGCUGAGCUGUGAUGCCAGGAUCAACCACGCAAUGGGAAACUACAAACAAAACCUCAGGGCCUACGAGCAUAAGCUCUUUCAAAGGGGUGUCAACUUGAAAGUCUUCAUUCGGGCUUCAGGACUUAAUAUUGUCACUAUUUUGCCAAAAAUGAAAGGCCAAUCAGAGGUGAAGAGCAGCAGUGUGAAGUCUGGACCCUCUGGUUAUUACUACCAGGGUGUGUGGCGAGCACUAGGUGGCACCACAGUUCGCCAAUUUAACAACUCUGCCAUCGGUCAGUGUCUGAAAGGAAAGGUGGUCUACAUGUAUGGAGACUCUACCGUCAGGCAGUUUUUUGAGUACCUCAACGCAGUACUACCAGGCCUUAAGGAGUUUGACCUGCACAGCCCGAAAAAAGCUGGACCGUACAUCUCCUUGGACUAUGCAAACAACAUCUUGUUGAUGUCACGCUUCCACGGUCCUCCUAUCCGUAUUGUCACUGUCCCAACCAGCGAGCUUCGUUACGUUGCCAAUGAAAUUGAUGGCUUGGUCGGAGGCACGAACGCUGUCGUCCUUUUUGGCAUUUGGGCUCACUUUGGAACUUUCCCCAUGGAGAUCUACAUCCGGCGGCUGCAGAACAUCCGCAGGGCGGUGGCACGGCUGCUAGACAGGGCUCCAGGCACGGUGGUCAUCAUCCGGACAGGGAACGCCAAAGCUUUGUCACUUAGUGUGUCACUAACCAACAGCGACUGGUACUCGCUGCAGUGUAACAAGGUGCUCAGAGCCGUGUUCAAAGGACUGAACGUUCAUCUGAUCGAUGCCUGGGAGAUGGUUCUUGCCCACCAACUGCCACACAACCUCCACCCACCAUCUCCCAUAAUUAAAAAUAUGAUUAACGUUAUCUUGUCCUACGUGUGCCCUCAAAAGGGCGGCUAGGUGUGUGUGUGUGUGUGUGUGUGUGUGUGUGUGUGUGUGUGUGUGUGUGUGUGUGUGUGUGUGUGUGUGUGUGUGUGUGUGUGUGUGUGUGUGUGUGUGUGUGUGUGUGUGUGUGUGUGUGUGUGUGUGUGUGUGUGUGUGUGUGUGUGUGUUGGGGGAGAGGAGUGGGGAUUAAAACGCAAUCUGUUUCUGCCAAGUGUUGUGAUUUUUACUUCAGCAGUCCAUGCACCGACUAGACUAACUACAAUGUUUCUAUUUUUAUUUUCAGUCAGGGAAUGUUGAGUGAGCACAAAAGAAACACGACUGGAUGGAAAGCAGCUCCAAGCUGGGUUGGGUAUAACAAACGUCUUAAUAAUCAUACUUAUCACAUACUGUACAACUUCAUGCCCGAGUCUUGGGAUUGUCAAGAAAAAAUUCCAGUCAGGCAGGAAAUUACGAACCAAUGUAGAAUCUGAUUAAGCAGAUUAAGAACUUCCUUACAUAACUCAUAGCCAGUCUAUGAAAGAAACAAUGGGGUUCUAACGACAAUAGGCAGGGAUUUAAAGCAACACUAGAGAACUUUUCCCGCUUUGUUUGAUUGUCUCACUGGAACUACAGCUCGCACUACCCGAUCUGGCAAACUUGCAUAAUGUAAUGUAACGGGUAAUUCUGCUUUACUGUGGGAAAAGUUCUCUAGUGUUGCUUAAGACACUCCAGCAUUUACCUGUACUCUGCUGGUUUGACUCCAAGGUGCGAUGUAGUCACUGUAGCUCACCAUAGUUUUCUUUUAAGUGCAAUUAAUGUUGUGGUUUCAAGAAACAAGUUAGGGUACAAAUAUACGUUACCUUCCUGGUAAAAUAAAUUCUGGAUCUGAUA
Perca fluviatilis (European perch) is the source of this 2722-nucleotide messenger RNA. RefSeq names its product NXPE family member 3-like. The coding region runs from base 173 to 1867 and encodes 564 amino acids. The record is from RefSeq and is a predicted model, not a curated record. Lineage: Eukaryota; Metazoa; Chordata; Actinopteri; Perciformes; Percidae. The transcript is spliced from 7 exons.